This is a messenger RNA of Leopardus geoffroyi (Geoffroy's cat), 1066 nucleotides long. RefSeq names its product testis expressed 35 (gene TEX35). Lineage: Eukaryota; Metazoa; Chordata; Mammalia; Carnivora; Felidae. The coding region runs from base 127 to 873 and encodes 248 amino acids. The transcript has 9 exons. The record is from RefSeq and is a predicted model, not a curated record.
CAGUUCUGCACACAGAGAGGCAGUCAUCCUCCCUCACCUUGGCCUGUAAUCUGCACAGGACGGUGGCCUGGUCACAGGGGCCCGUGGUGGGGAGGUUGGGAAGUUAACACUCUGGCCUCCGCCAUCAUGUCGGCCAAGAGGGCAGAACUGAAGAAAUCAAACCUGAGCAAGAACUACAAGGCAAUGUGCCUGGAACUGAAGCCCGAGCCGACCAAAGUAAGAAGCUCUUUUGAGGCCAUGCCGACAGCCAGGCCUGAGACCCGUGGGGAGGUGACUUGGAGUCAGGGGUCGUUCGCUGUUCCUGGCGGCCAAGACCUGUCCCAGACGUAUGACUACAAGGGAAUUAAACAAGAAGGGCUGUUUACCAAACCAGGAGGGACACAGGAGCUAAGGACUGAACUCAGGGAGGUGAAGGAAGAGCUCAAGGAAAAAAUGGAUGAGAUCAAACAGAUAAAGGGCAUAAUGGACAAGGAUUUUGAUAAACUCCAGGAAUUCGUGGAGAUUAUGAAGGAAAUGCAGAAGGAUAUGGAUGAGAAGAUGGAUGUUUUAAUAAAUAUGCACAAGAGCAGCAAUCCCCUUAGAAGAGGUCCAAAGGAGCAGCAGGAGUUCAGGCUGACGGCAAAGACGGACACAGACCCACAGCUCCGGCUCAAGAAAGUGGACGGAGCUGAUGGCAUGCCACUCACUCUCCACGAGAAGAUGAUGGCACUUCAGAAACCAAAAAAGGACCCACUGGAUUCCCUUCAUCAAGGCAGGACCUGCUGCGAAAGAUGUUUGUUGUGUGCCCAAAAGAACAACUACAGUCAGGGCAGAAAACUUCCAUGCCAUUCCUGGGUACCCUUUUCAUCCUUGGCAUCUGGAGCUGCUUUCUGAUUUCUCUGUGCUUCAAGCCCUAUGCGGGGGAAGGUGUGCUUCCAACCUAGAGCCACCACAGAGCCCACCGGCAGCCCCGGCCCUUCCUCUCCACUCCUUGAGCUGCACGAUGAAGGCGUGGGGCCCUCUGACACGCCACCCCGCCCCAGGCCUCCUCCCACCCGGAGAUUAAAACCCUCACUUUAAAGCCAAA